CCUUAAACCGCCAAUUGUCUGUCAGAACAGGAAACCGCGGCCAAUUCAAUUUGAUGCAUUUUGUUUGGGAUAUUUACCACCGUGUUUAUCCACUUUGUCUGCAUGAGUUAGAAUACAACUACUUGCACGCAUCUGAAAGUAUUGUUUAAGUUAAGACAUCGAAUGGGACUAUUUCUUUUUUAGCUAGCCAGCUUGCUAUCUGUGUUCAAAUUAAAUCCUGAUUUUUCGCUCAUAUUUAGCCAAGUUACAUAGCUAACGUUAGCAAGUUCGUGUUCAUAUCAAGGAAUUGCGGUCAGUUGGUUUCAGUCGCAAUGGGUAGACGGCGAUCGGAUCGAACGGUCACUCCGCUUCGGCGGUCGUCUCGUCUGAGAAAUAUCAACCCAGUCCCAGAGGAUACAGAGAAGAUGGAUAAGGUUACCCUAGAAGAGCAGUCAGAGGGGGAUGAAGAGUUGAGUGAAACAGUCGCCACAGCCGAAAUGUCCAGUAUACCUGGUCAGUCCCACCCAGUGUCACCGGAGGGGUCCAGUGCCAGAGAACAGCUGGAACAAAGCGGCAUGAUGAGUCCUGGAUAUUAUACUGUGGUCUUGAACCGAUUGAAGCUUGAUGAAGAGGAUUUUAGUGAUGUAGAAAAAGAGGAACAGGAGAAAAAAGAGGAUGGAGAAAAAGACCCAAAGACCAAAGCUGGCAGGCAUGCCACCUCUCGAAUCCCCACCUUUCAAAGUUCAUCUGGCCGAAAGCGUGCCACUGGACAAGCUGUGGAGCCAGCCAUACAGCCUCCAGCAAGAGUAGAGUCCUCUAACCUUCCGGUCCAUUCCAGGGCAAAGGGCAGUGGCAGUGGCUCAACUAGACUGACUGGACCAGGGCACAGGGAGACAGCCCUGCCUCUUCCGUUAGCACGUCUUCCCAUUAGCAGCAACGAUGCUGUGCUGCACACGACCGCUACCCCACUGGACAGUCCCGUCCCUUCUCACAAAAGGAGCCAGUCCCCCAGACUAAUUCCCACCGGAGCUAGUGACUCUCAGCAACUUGAUCCACUAGUCAUCUCUGCUCGUCUGCCGAUCAGGGCAGAGACAGGACCCCCCAUCCCUUACCUGCUUUCAGAAGCUGCCCAAGAUGUCACAGUUCAACAUGAAUCUGUGAGCAGGGGUCCUCCCCCUUCUAAAGACUCCAGCACCCCACCACUUCUUGAAGAGCAUAUGCAAGCUGGGGAGAAUGGCCAGAUAUCUGAAGGAUUAGAGGAAGAUGUGGAGGUGGACGUGGAGAUUGAGCCCCUGGAGGAGGGCGAGGAAACUGGAGAGAGCGACGAGGGGUCUGAGUCUGAGUCCGAGAUCAAAGAAAAGGAGCCCAGCCAAAGCAUGAAUGGAGCAGAGUUGCAGUCUGGUGGUGAGAAGGCCGGGGAGGAAGAGAGUAUGGAUCCAGAUGUGGACUUUGAGCUGGGAGAAGCAGGCUUGAGCUGUCGGCAUGGGGCCAAUGGAGGAAAUGAAGGGCCAAAAUCCACCGGACAGGAAGUGGCUCCUGGGAAUCAGUCCAGGAGUAGACAAGUCUCAAAGCCGGAAGUUGGGGAAGCCGAAGUCUGCUCCUAUAAGCCUGCUAGUCGGCGUGAGAAAAAGUCCCAAGCGUCGACCAAGAGCUGUUGGCGGUGCUGUCCCUUUUUCCUCUUCCUCUCUAUCCUGCUCCUCCUUAUUGGGGGUGGACUACACCUGUGGCGCUAUGGUACCCCUGCGUCCAUGUCUGACGUGCUGGUUCAGCUGGAGUUGGGCUGGCUGCAGGGCCUCUGGGGAGCACAAGAGCCCUGCAGCUCAGACUGCAGCUUUGCUUUGGUGGAAAGUAUCCCCGAGGGGCUCGUUUUCAGUGAUGGCUCCCAAGUCCUACCCUCCAUCUCACAGGCUUGGACCCAGCUGCUGAGCCAAGCCGACAGCACCGUCAGCAUCGCAGCCUUCUACUUUACUCUCAGGGCCUCGGAUCAGGGACUGACAGAUCAGAGUGACCUGCAGGGUCAACAGGUGUUUGACCAGCUAAUGAAGUUGCGGUCUCAAGGGGUUAAACUCCAAAUCGCUGUAAACGACCCUCAGACCAGUCCCCAGGAUACCAUCGAGCUAAAGACAACAGGUGCAGAGAUUCGGGAAGUGAAUCUGCAGUCUGUGACUGGGGGCAUCAUUCACACUAAACUGUGGGUAGUGGACAAUAAGCAUGUUUAUGUAGGAAGUGCUAAUAUGGACUGGCGUUCGCUUUCACAGGUAAAGGAGGUGGGGGUUUCUGUGGGAAACUGCAGUUGCUUGGCACAGGAUGUGUCACGGGUAUUCGGGGUGUACUGGUACAUGGGCUCUUCGGAAGGGAGUUCCCUGCCUCCCUACUGGCCCGCUAGCUACUCCGCCCUCUCCAGCUCUGAGCAUCCCCUAAACUUAAAUCUCAACGGUGUCCCUGCUCGCGUCUACCUUUCUAGUGCUCCUCCCCAGCUGUCAGGUUAUGGACGCACCAGUGAUCUGUCUGCCAUCCUGUCCGUCAUCUCCGAUGCUCAGAAAUUCAUCUUCAUCUCAGUCAUGGACUACCAGCCCUUUAACGAGUUUACAAAGCCACCCAGGUUCUGGCCUGCGAUUGAUUCAGCCUUACGAGAAGCAGCAUGUGCCAGAGGAGUGGAGGUGAACCUGCUGGUCAGCUGCUGGCCGCAUUCUCGGGGCUCCAUGUUCAUCUUCCUCGAGUCCCUCCUCAUCCUCAACCAACACCCACUGAGCUGCAACAUACAAGUGAAAGUGUUUGAGGUGGACUCCACAGCAGAGCAGCUGAAGAUCCCCUAUGCAAGAGUCAACCAUGCAAAGUACAUGGUGACGGACAGAGUUGCCUACAUAGGAACUUCAAACUGGUCUGAAAAUUACUUCACUGGGACUGCUGGUGUAGGCCUGGUGGUGAAUCAGACGGGAGCUGAGGUGGGCAAGGGCCAGGAAACUGUACAGAGCCAGCUACAAGAGGUUUUUCAGAGGGACUGGAAGUCUAGAUAUGCCCAAGUGCUCUCAUCUGAACAUGUGAAUCGAUGCGGUAAACACAGAUAGUUGAACACAUGCUGCAGUACAGAUAAUGGGCAUACAUUUGGCUUGCAUUUGUAUUACUCAUGGAUGUAGAUGCUUCUAGAGCAGGGUUCCAUUUAUCUCGGGUAUGCCUGAGCAUGGCUUAAAGCAUGCUGUCUCAGCUUAUGUACUUGCACACUAUAAACUCAUGGCGAACGGGUCUAAAAAUGUGGUUUUAAUUGCAGUCCUCUCCAAAAGUAUUGGAACAGCAAGGCCAAUUAUUUUGUUUUUAGAUUCGGGGAUUCAGAUAAAAAGAAGACAAGAGUUCUGAAUUUCAGCUUUUAUUUCUUGGUAUUUACACGUAAAUGUGUGAAAUUACUUAGAACAUAGCACCUUUGGUAUGAGACCACACAAACGUAUUGGUGGUAUUUAAGUAAAUUAAAGUAAAUAACAAGCCAUGACACUUGAGGAAGUGCUUCACAGAUGGGCUUGUAUGUUUUGGAUCAUGAGCAGAUCGCUUCUUUCUCCACACUUUGGCCUUUCUAUCACUUUCUUAGAGGUUGAUCUUGGUCUCAUCAGUCCAUAAAACUUUGUUCCAGAACUUUUGUCACUCAUCUCUACUUUUCUCCAAAAGACAGUUCCCUGGUCUUCAUCUUUUCUAACACAAAUGCAGUCUUCACAGGUAAAACUGAAGGCUAAAACCAAGAGUAGGCAUUCAGAACUAUUUAUUGUUUAAUCAAUCUAACAGGACACAUCUGAGCAACAAGAAACACCUGGGGCGACAUGGCUCAGGCAGUAAGAGCAGUCGUCUGGCAGUCGGAGGGUUGCCGGUUCGAUCCCCCGCCCGGGCUGUGUCGAGGUGUCCCUGAGCAAGACACCUAACCCCCAAAUGCUCUUGACGAGCUGGUCGGGGCCUUGCAUGGCAGCCAAUCGCCGUCAGUGUGUGAGUGUGUGUAUGAAUGGAGAAGCAUCAAUUGUGCAGCGCUUUGGAUAAAGGCGCUAUAUAAAUGCCUGCCAUUUACCAUUUACCUGUCAGUCACAUGUUCCAAUACUUUUGCUCACCUAAAAAUUGGGUGGUCUGAUACAAAAGGUGAUAUGUUGUUUACCAGGAAAUAAAAGCUGAAAUUGGGAUCCGUCAUCUCAUGUACAUAUUUUGACCUCAAACUCAGUUGUCUUCAGUGUAUAGCAAAAACCAAGGAAUUGACCUUGAUGUUCCAAUACUUUUUGAAGGGACUGUAGGUCUAUUUUGUGCUGUCAGAAUUUGUUGAUUUUACUUUGGUUCUGGAAUGUACACUGCCUAAUAUUCUGUUGCCCUUAUGCACCGAUGAGCCUUGGGUGCCAAACACCCAGUUGUCUGUCUGGCCAUUGUCAAAGUUGCUCAGGCUUUUACGCCUACCCAUUUCUCCCACAUCCAACACAUCAAUUAUGUGAACAGUUUGCUUACCAUCUAAUAUAUCCCAGAUCUUGAGAUAUGCCAUUGUUAUGAGAUAAUCAAUGUUAUUUGCUAAUGUUUUGGCUGAUUUGAGAGUGGUCAUAAUGAUUUGGCUCAUCUGGGAGUGGUCAUAAUGAUUUGGCUCAUCUGAGAGUGGUCAUAAUGUUUUGGCUCAUCUGGGAGUGGUCAUAAUGUUUUGGCUCAUCUGAGAGUGGUCAUAAUGAUUUGGCUCAUCUGAGAGUGGUUAUAAUGUUUUGGCUCAUCUGAGAGUGGUCAUAAUGAUUUGGCUCAUCUGAGAGUGGACAUACCGUUUCAUCAGAUGAGCCAAGACAUUAUGACCACUCACAGAAGUUCCAACAACAUAUUAGGCAGGUGGUCAUAAUGUUUUGGCUCAUUGGUGUAUAUUGCUCUCACAUGCUGUUUCAGUUCAACACUAUUUGUUACAUGUUGUUUUUAGUUCAUUUUAAUUGAGAUUGUACAUAUUUUCUUUCUUUGCAUUCUUGCUAUCAUGACAUAGUCAUGAAAUUAAAAUAUAUUUCUAGAAAA
Molecule: messenger RNA, 4980 nt
Organism: Conger conger (European conger)
Lineage: Eukaryota; Metazoa; Chordata; Actinopteri; Anguilliformes; Congridae
Gene: pld7
Product: phospholipase D family, member 7
Exons: 13
Coding region: 312-3047 (911 amino acids)
Molecular function (GO): catalytic activity
Source: RefSeq, a predicted model, not a curated record